This is a messenger RNA of Astyanax mexicanus (Mexican tetra), 3881 nucleotides long. It is a transcript of the gene eda2r, whose product is annotated as ectodysplasin A2 receptor. The coding region runs from base 167 to 1786 and encodes 539 amino acids. The transcript is spliced from 10 exons. Gene Ontology annotation, biological process: positive regulation of canonical NF-kappaB signal transduction; positive regulation of JNK cascade. Gene Ontology annotation, molecular function: signaling receptor activity; protein binding. Gene Ontology annotation, cellular component: plasma membrane. The record is from RefSeq and is a predicted model, not a curated record. NCBI's taxonomy places the organism in Eukaryota, Metazoa, Chordata, Actinopteri, Characiformes, Acestrorhamphidae.
UAAAUAAAGAACAUCGAUAAACCACAUACCUCGAGCGCACAAACGCGCGCGCUGUCUCUCUCUCUCACACACACACACUCACACACACACACACUGCUGCAGCCACGACUCACGCCCCCUGUUUCCGCACGCGGGAUUUUAAAAAUGGGCUGCACGCGCACGAGGCAUGUCGAGGCAUGUCAGAGAGAGAGAGAGAGAGAGAGAGAGAGAGAGAGAGAGAGAUAUGAAGCGGAGACCGGAGGAGGACACGAGCGAGAAAAAGGAGAUGGAUUGUGCAGAAGAUGAAUAUUACCUACACGGUGAAUGCCUUAAGUGUCAGCGGUGUCCACCAGGCCAGGAGCUGAAACAGGACUGCGGAUACGGCCUUGGUGUCAGUGGUGUGUGUGCGCAGUGUGAGAUGCGAUGGUUUAAAGGCGAAUGGGGUUCACAUCCCUGCAGGAUGUGUCAAACAUGCAGACGCCUCAACAGAGAGGAAAUAACACCCUGCAUACACACACACAACGCAGUGUGCGGGGACUGCCUCCCUGGGUUCUACAGUAAAAGAAGAUUGGAUGGACUGCAGGAUUUAGAAUGUCUGCCCUGUGGCCCCGUCCCCUUCAGAAACCCACAGUGCAGAAGUGAAGAGGACAGUGUAAUAAACCCCCGGAGCUCAGAGGCCCCACCCCACAAUGCUGCUCUCUUGAUGACCACCUGUUUGGCAGCAGUUACCAUGGUGACUGUUUUGUUUGUCAUUAUGGUUUUAAUGUACAAAGGAUUCAGCUCACUCAGGAACAUGUUCAAAGGCUGUUUAUCAUCAGUCAGCAGCAGUCACAGUGACACUGCAGCUGCCGCAGUCUUCACAGUCACAGAGCACAGAGUGACCCAGGUAGCUGAAGCACAGGAUCCAGAAUCAUACCAGUCCUCCACCUGUCGGUGUUCAGCCUCCAGCGAGAUAACCUCUAACCUUUGCCCACAUUACUGCUGUGUGUAUGAAUCACUGCCACUUGUGUCCAGCCCCAUCUGCAGUGACAUCACAUCUGGGAUCAUCUCCCAGGCAAAUGGGUUAUCUGACAGUCCCUCAGACCAGCACUGCUCCACAGAUGGCCUGAUCAGCAGGGGGCAGUAUUGUGCAGGUGACCAGCAGUAUGCCUGGGGUAAUCAUGCCCCUGUUGAAUGCUCCGAGCUGGACUUUAUAAACAUCUCUUUUCCCUCGGAGCUCCAAACCUCUGCAGUCACGCACAACCAGCUUUCCCUCCCAACACAAACUUCACCCAACCUGAAGCUGGGGGGAGGAGAAAAGGGAGAAGAAGGAGAAAGUGAUGGAGCGAAGAGAAGCAGCUGUGGAGAGGCUGCUGCCAAAGGUGUCACCCUGACAACUGAAUCGCAUUUAUUGGAAAAAAGUUGGACGUCCCUGCAACGAGUGCCAUUAGGAUCUCUUCCUCUCUGGCUGGUGAAACGUCUGGCACAGAAACUGGACCCUGCGUAUUCUGAUCAUCUCAGCACCUACCAGAAGGUGGCGAUGCAGCUGGGAGUACAGUCUGAUGUUUUGAAUGAACUACAUGGUUUUGAGCAGCUUUUUCAUUUCCUGUCGUCCACUACGCUGCUGACUGUUUCAGAUUUACUACAGGCUCUCAGAAACACCCAGAGAGUCGACGCCCUGCUGCUGGUUAGCAAAUAUGCUAAAAACAUUACUGCGGUUAAUGAUUUUAGCAGUGAUGCUAGAAUCAGCAGGAACAGCACGAUACAUAAUGCAAAUAGAGCAAAUACAGCCCUUAGCAUACAGAUAGAUAGCAGUUCAAAUGGCUGAGAAAUGUUGUAUUAUUAAGAAAGCUGCUAUCACAAAUUCGUAAAUGAACUGUGAUUGUGGUAUCUGUCGUUCUGACUGACACCAGGCUGAAUACGCUACCGGGUGUAAUCACAGCUGACAUCAUUUCGGUAUUACAAACUUAAGCUGUGCAUCAACAGCUCCUGAGGCCUGCUAAUCACAGCAUGGAGGUGUGGUUUUAACAAGAAAAAAUAAUCACUCAUUAGCGCCUUAUACGCUAAUUUGUUCAGCUGCAGGAAUGUUAAAAAAAGAUUUCUCAUUAUUAUCUUUGUGUUUUAAGUAAAAUGAGUGGAAAUGCGUUUUAGCAGACAGUCCAGGCCAGACAUAGCAGGCGGUGUCCUAUUUCAGGUAAAUCUGUUCCUACCUGUUUAGGAAUUUAGGUCAGAAUUAAAGAUUGAUGCUAAUGUUUAACUUUAGCGCUAGCAUUCCUAACAUAAACACUAGUAGGGUGUGAGACAUGGCUUUGCAAACCACACUUUGGGAGUUUGGGAGAAAAUAAAUAUUUGAACGCUCUUUGCUUUAAUUACUUCAGGAAUUUUCCAUGCUUGUGUUGAAUGAUAUUCAUUCAUUUUUUUAAAACAGAUUUAAUGGAGGCAUUAAAAUAUGUAAAAAAAAAUAUUAAAACAGAAAAGUGUUUCAGGUCGUAUUUUACAGUUUUUGUACAUGAGGUUUUUGCCCUUACAAAAAAAGUCAUGCUUAAUAGUUUCUAGUAUAAAAUAAUAAAAAAUAUAUGUGUUUAAUUCACAUAAGGGAGUUUAAAUUAUGCUGUUUACUGAUUUCACUUUAUUUGGAUUGUACAUUUUCUGCAUAAUGUACAGUCCAGUGUUUAAGAGGGAAAAAGUGGUUAAAAAAAGGAUGGCAGAAAAAAAAACAUAAAAAAUAUGAAUACAGAAAGUGAUUUGACCAACUAGUUAUAAACACUGCAGUGUUUGACCAUGGUUUUGAGAAGCUUUUGGGUGUAAAAUCAAUUCAUGGUGGAGGGGCACUGUGUGGAAAAAGUCCCCAAUUGACAUUGAUUUUUUUUAUUAUUUUUUUUUUUUAGAUUUGCCACAUUUUACCAUCAGUAUUCCACAAAACCACUACAGUGUAGCUACACUGAUGGGAGUGAAUAUUAAAUGAAAAUGCUUUAUUUUAUUAAUAAUGGUCACAUUCCCAGUUGAGCAAAGUUUCUCUACUGUGAACCCCAAUUGUAUAUUCAUCCCCACUCUGAAUGUAUUCAUCUCAACUACUGUAUUAUUAAAAAAGUGAAGAAUUGAUAGAAUUCUCCAUCACCUCCAUGUCCUUAUGGAACUUUGUUUUAUUAUAAAAGUGUUGCUGCUGACAAUUGUUUACUUUAAAUAAAAUCUCAGCUUAUUUUUCAAGGCAAAUUUACAUGACAUAUGUACAUUUCAAAUGUUAAAUAUAUUUUGGCUGUUUACUUGAGUUCGUAGAUGUUUAAUUUAAUGUCUGCAGGUGCUAAAUGUUGUUCCAUAGAGCCCAACAGAAAUGUGAUUUUCAGUAUUUUUUACAAACAAAAUUACAGUCAAGAACGGUAAAUGCAUUUGUGAGUUUAUAUUUUUAAAUGACUUUUUAAAUGUGAUAUAAAUUAUAAGUAGCAACACUGUAAAAAACAAGUGAUUAUUACAAUAUGAUUCAUACUUUGCUUAAGUUGAUCUAACAGGAUUCAGUUUCAUUGCUGCCCAGUAAAAAACAUGUAUUUUCAUUUUGUCUGUUUGCUUUGUUCGCCAUCAUUUGAAUCCUGUAUCUGCUCUAUACACUGUGUAAAUAAUUCUGGAUGAAUAAAACAGAAGAAGUGCUCUAAAAUUAAUUGGGGUAGAAAAGUCUUAUUUUCUACUGACUUUCAUUAAAAGUUAGGAACAUUUUGCCUUCUCCUGUAAAGUGUGAAGAAAUACACAUUUUUUAUUGGACAGCAAAAUCCAAAAAUAGAUGCAUUAGAAGGCUGUUUAUAUUAUAAAAUACUUUGUAUUUGCCAUUUUGUUGAAUGUUGUUUACUGUUGUUCUUAUUGCUCCCUGUUUUUUUUUUUACACUGUCUGAUCUACAAAUUCAUCUUGCAGUAAACUUGAACUGAAUCUGUAA